UCAGUCCAUACCCCGCAUAUACAUUCAAGCAACCUCUCAACUUCUUCCCACUCCCCAUCUACCCUCCUACGUACAAUAUCCAAAAUGGCUCUCGCCUAUAGCGACAUCCCCGCGGCCGCCAAAGUCGCGCCGUCCCCUUUCCAAAUCCACAUCCCCGACGAGCAAAUCGAGGAGCUCCAAUUACUGGUAAAACUAUCCAAGCUCGCGCCCCCCACCUUCGAAAACCAACAGCCAGAUCGCAAAUACGGAGUCACGAACGAAUGGCUCACCACCGCCAAAGAAGCCUGGAAGAGUUUCGACUGGCGAGCUGCAGAAAAGCACCUCAACAGCUUCCCCCAAUUCACCUAUGACAUCGAGGGCUUAACCAUCCACUUUGUGGCCCUGUUCUCCCGGAAGAAGGACGCUGUCCCUGUGGUCCUCAUCCACGGCUGGCCAGGCAGCUUUCUGGAAUUUCUCCCGGUGCUGUCUCUUAUUCGGGACAGAUACAGCCCGGAAGAUUUGCCAUAUCAUCUCGUGAUACCCUCGCUCCCGGGGUUCACCUUCUCAUCGGGACCUCCGGUGGACAGGGACUUCAUUGGCGAGGACACGGCUCGGGUCCUCAACCAGGUCAUGCUCAAUCUCGGGUUCGAGGACGGCGGCUAUGUUGCGCAGGGUGGAGAUAUUGGGUCGAAGAUUGGCCGGAUCCUCGCUGUCGAUUACCCGGCGUGCAAGGCGAUUCAUCUGAACGCCUGCUUCAUGGGUAAACCCGACCACGUUCCGGAUACCGCAAUCGCCGAAUCGGAACGGCGUGGGUUGGCUCGCGCAGGCUGGUUCGCUACGUUCGGAACGGGAUAUUCUUUAGAACAUGGCACGCGACCCAGCACGAUUGGCAACGUUCUGUCAUCGAGCCCUGUUGCUUUGCUGGCCUGGAUCGGAGAAAAGUUCCUCGACUGGGCAGGCGAAACGAUCCCGCUAGAGACCAUCCUAGAGUCUGUGAGUCUAUACUGGUUCACCGAGACAUUCCCCCGAUCUAUCUACCACUAUCGCGAGAACGUCCCGCCCCCCAAGGUGAAACAUGCCGAAGACCCCCGGUGGUAUAUCGAAAAGCCGUUUGGGUUUUCUUACUACCCGAUGGAACUCGUACCUGUGCCGCGCGUCUGGGUUGAGACAACCGGGAAUCUCGUGUUCUGGAAGACACAUGAGAAGGGAGGGCAUUUCGCGGCACUGGAAUGUCCGCGGGAUUUCUUGGAUGAUUUGACUGACUUCUGUGGACAGGUGUGGGCGUAGACAGAGGAGGAAGACUGGUUUCUUCAUAUUCCAGUGUUGAU
Messenger RNA from Aspergillus heteromorphus CBS 117.55, 1307 nucleotides. RefSeq names its product epoxide hydrolase family protein. The coding region runs from base 85 to 1266 and encodes 393 amino acids. Gene Ontology annotation, biological process: epoxide metabolic process. The record is from RefSeq and is a predicted model, not a curated record. Lineage: Eukaryota; Fungi; Ascomycota; Eurotiomycetes; Eurotiales; Aspergillaceae. The transcript has 7 exons. Gene Ontology annotation, molecular function: epoxide hydrolase activity.